This is a messenger RNA of Lottia gigantea (owl limpet), 1215 nucleotides long. RefSeq lists its product as hypothetical. The record is from RefSeq and is a predicted model, not a curated record. Bases 1 to 1215 code for a protein of 404 amino acids. The transcript has a single exon. Lineage: Eukaryota; Metazoa; Mollusca; Gastropoda; Lottiidae.
AUGGACAGUAUAAUUGGGUCAGUUGGACGAGUAGCCAAUGUGAAGGUCAGAAAUGAUGACGAUCUGGUAGACAGGUUGAAUCAUCUAUAUACGACUGGUAUUCUGAUCAUCUUUACAGUCGUGGUCAGCGCCAGACAGUACGUCGGAGAUCCAAUCCGAUGCUGGUGUCCGGCACAGUUCACUCAAGCACAUGUAGACUAUACUAAUAAUAUAUGUUGGAUUGCCAAUACCUAUUACAUACCGUUUUCUAAUCUGAUACCCGUAGAACAUCAUAUACGUAAAGAGCGGGAAUUAAAUUAUUAUCAAUGGGUACCGGUGGUGUUGCUGAUCCAAGCCUUAAUGUUUUAUCUUCCAUGUAUAAUUUGGAGACUCUUAAACGGACAGUCUGGUAUAAACGUUGAUCGGAUUGUCAGCCUUGCUUCCGAUGCUCAGUACGAAUCGCCGGAAGUGAGAAUGAGGACCAUUAAAUAUGUCGUCCGCCAUAUUGAUCGUUGCCUUGACAAUCAACGUGAAAGCAGACAUACUUGCUGUGUAAAAUUACGUCAUAUCCUGUCUGCAAAGUUAUCGUUGCUAUGUGGUAAACGUUAUGGAAAUUAUCUGGUUGCUGUGUAUUUAUUAAUGAAAGUUUUAUACAUAUCCAACGCAGUGGGACAAUUAUUCAUGUUAAAUGCCUUUUUAGGAACGGAGUAUAAUAUUUAUGGCUUCCAAGUGGUAGAGGAAUUAAUAGACGGUUUAGAUUGGACUGCAUCACAUCGUUUUCCUCGUGUAACGUUAUGUGAUUUUGAUAUACGACAGUUAACUAAUAUACAACGCCAUACCGUUCAGUGUGUUCUACCAAUUAACCUUUUUAACGAAAAAAUUUACAUUUUUAUGUGGUUUUGGUUUGUUUUUGCUGCCUGCAUGACCAGCUACUCCUUUGUUGUUUGGUUGUGGCACAUGGUAUUCCCUACAUCACGGAUGCAAUAUGUGAAAAAAUUCCUAAAAAUAAUGGAUAGACUGGGAUCUGGACCGGAUAAAAAGUUAGCCAGUCGUUUUGCUUUGGAAUAUUUACGCCAUGACGGAGUCUUUACGUUGCGACUAAUCGGUAAAAAUUCCAGUGAUAUAGUCGUAGCGGAAAUUGUGUCGGGAUUGUGGGAUAUUUAUCGCGGGAAAAAAUCCAUCCAGAUUCGGAAUACGUCUAUAAAUAAUGGUCACGAGGAGGUGGAAGAUGUCUAG